This is a messenger RNA of Coregonus clupeaformis (lake whitefish), 987 nucleotides long. RefSeq names its product glutamic acid-rich protein-like. NCBI's taxonomy places the organism in Eukaryota, Metazoa, Chordata, Actinopteri, Salmoniformes, Salmonidae. The record is from RefSeq and is a predicted model, not a curated record. The transcript is spliced from 3 exons. Bases 1 to 501 code for a protein of 166 amino acids.
AUGACCCCUCUGUGGAAAGGAACCACUCUGAUCUGGGCCAACAAGGUCCGCCUCGAGACAGACCUGAGAUUCACUGAGGACUUCCAGAACACCUUCAACACCACACUGCUGGCUGAGAUAGGACAAGUAAACAUAUUCAUGGCCACGUGUCGAGAAACAGAGGUGGAACCGGAGCUGGUCCGAGGAAUACAACAGGAAGAGGAGGAGUUGGAGGAAGAGGAGGAGGAAGAACGUGUCACAGAGUGUGUACAGGAGGAGGAAAAUGGUUUAGAGGAAGAGGAGGAAGAGGAGGAAGUGGUUGAGGCCGUUGAAACAACUGAGAAGGAGGUAGAAGACGAGACGCAGGAGGAGGGACCGAAAGAGGAUGAGGAGAACCAGGAAGACUCUGAGGAAUACAGAGACGUCGAAGAGCAGCACAUUUCUGCUGACCCUCGUUCUACCUCCCAAUCAGAGCUUGAGGGUCUUGGUGAGCGUUCAACCUACUGUAAAUAUAAGUUCUAAAAGGCCAGGAGGUGACAUUGAUCUUAUUGUGUUGUUGAAUUAGUUUAGUUUAUUGGGAUCCCCGUUAGCUACUGCAGCAGCUACUCUUCAUGGAUUGACUUGUGGUCUUCUUUGUGUUUCUUGUGCAGAGGAGGAAGACACUCAGGACUCAAAUGUCCAGCAGCAGGAGGAGAGACCAGUCUGGGUUGAGGAGGUUGUUGUGGAGGAAGACACUCAGGACUCAAAUGUCCAGCAGGAGAGACCAGUCUGGGUCGAGGAGUUUGUUGUGGAGGAAGAGAAAAGGUCAGAGAAGCAAGACAACAGUUUGGAGGAGGAGGAGGCUGAGGUAGGUGAUGACAGUAGCCAAGCAUGGGAGGAACAGACGUUGGAACGUACUGAUGAAGGAUAUGAGGAUGAUGAGGAAGCAGAACACACUAAGUCCCGCUGUAGCACCGAAGUGACUGACCAAGACAUUAUCGAGGAGUUGGACACCAAGGAAACCCAAGG